GCGGAGGUUGCUAGCCAUGCGUAAUCGUAAAUUAAGGCCCGGUUAAAAUUGAGAACACACACACAAAAAAUACAGUUCAACUUUAUUUGGGGACGGACGGUGAUUUGUGACAUAAUCCUAUCGUAUCGUUAAAAGAAGAGAUUUUAGUGCAUGGAUAGAUUGUGACUAUAUUAAUGUGGACGUCAAAGCAGCAAUUAGUGACAACCAGAUGAACCACAUCUACUCGUUUACAUGACUCAAGAUGAAAUAAAUAACCGUGUAUACGAAAAUAACAGCAUAAGUAAUUUUCAACUUGAAAAGGAUAAGUUUAGCACACCGAACAUUAGCCUGAAAUAAAUACGGCUGACCUUCUUACAUAUGUUUUCAUCAACCUUUUCGAGUGGGGUAAUUUUGUUCAGCCUCCUCCACUUACGCAGUUAUGAAAACGUAGUUUCAUUUGACGCAUUUGCGAUAGUUUUCACUGACUGUGGAACAGAAUAAGAAAAUGCGAGAAACGAGUUCAAUUUGCAAGUACCGAUAAAUAUGUGUAAUAUGUGUAAUGCAUGAUAGUGACAAUCUUAUAGUUACAAGUGACAGUACAGUAGAAAGAAUGGAUGUAAACGACUUGCAAACAUCAAAGGAAGGUAUGCAAAGGUUUAUUCCUGAAGAAAUGAGUAACGGACUUUCUUCUCCGCCACCAGCAAGCAAAUGUUACCUCGUGCCGUCUUCAGUCAUUGCACAAUGCACAAUGCCCCCAGGGAAGGUUGCCAUUCCCAUGUAUUUGAUAGUGGAUCAACCUACUCCUCAGACUUGCAACCAAACGCGCCAUCUGCUAUUGGACCAGCCUCCUUCACAGUUAUGCAAUCAACCAAGCCAUCUGAUAUUGGAUCAAUAUCCUCCGCAGACAUGCCAUCAAACAAGCCAUAUGAUUUUGAACCAGCUUCCUACUCAGACGACCACAUCCAAGUGCUCUCCUACACGUGACGAUAUGUCUUCUUGUGGCCAUUCUCCUCCUAGUUCCAACAGUAAUACACCAAUAAAUGUUGUUUCUGAACUGAAUGGAGCAAAGAAGAAAACGAAAACAAAAACGCUCGAUUUCCCACGGUGCCAGAUAUGCGACGGUGAGUCUUCAGGUGUCCACUUCGGCUGUUAUACAUGUGAGGCAUGUAAGAAUUUUUUCAUGCGAUGUAUGAAGAAGAAAAGUGAAUUAAGUCUUGCGUCAAAGAAAAUAAGCACGCCUCAUGUUUGUCUGACUAAUAGAAACUGUAAAAUAUCGUAUAAGCAAUCAAAAACAAAUUGCACGGCCUGUCGAUUUCAAAAAUGCAUAGACCUGGGAAUGUCAUCCGAAAAAGUUCAAAAAGGGAGAAAAUCGCUUACGCAAAGAACAGAGACAAUUAAAAAAGUAAAAUUUAUGGAACGUCAGAAAGAAAGUGAGUUUCAAGAUACAAUUCCACCAGAUAUUGCUAUGUGUGAAUCAAAUGAAGCCCAAUUAGGAAUGGCAACACAUCCUUCAAACCACCUUGAAAUAUAUGGGCCAAGACUCCGAGAUGGCGUUUCUGAUGUGCUUGAAUCAAGUGGAAUACAUCGUGUAACAAGGUCUCUUGUUGAAGAGAUUGUUAUAAAGCUGGACAAAAUUCUCAUCUGGGAAGAGGAUCUGGCAACUGAAGAGCUCCGCGAAUCUAGAAUGAAAGAACAUUAUGACACAUAUUCUGCAAGAGCACUUGCGUUCGGUAAAAUGAGUAAUGUAAGUCAGGAGGAAUAUCACCACCUCCUAAAAAAUUAUGGCAUUGACAUUGAUAACCAAUGGGAAAUGCUGAAGCAAGGUCACGAUAAAAUCAUGGAGCCCUUCUUAGAUAGCUACUGUGAUUACGCAAAACAGCUACCUAAUUUUUCAAAACUCAGUCUGAACGAUCAAAUUUCUCUGCUUAAACAUGCACAUAAUGACUUUGGUAUAGUCAUAAUGCACCCUUUCUAUAAUUCAGAAUAUGAAGUUUUUCUCGAUCUAACUGGCUACGUCUUCCACACUGACGAGAUCUCUAACAAAUUCUCGACUCGAGAGAAUGUUAAUGCGCAUACCGAGCUCUUUAAACAACUACAAAGUCUCAAACUAACAAAGGAGGAAACUGCACUUCUAGCAGCCAUCUCGCUCAUGUCUGCCGAUCGCUGUGAACUGGAAAAUCCAAGUCUAGUAGAAGAUUCCCAGUUGGAGCUUACUACGUUAUUACGGGCAGAGAUAAGAAAAAGAUACGACGAGAAAGAAGGGUUGAAACGUUUCUCGAAGAUGAUCGGCAUUUUGACAAACAUUCGACCAGCUACUCAACAAAUGUUCAAAGAAUACAAGAAACUGUGUGACGAUGAGUUUAUUCGGAGAGGAAUUCGUGAUAUUGACAUUCUCAUGCCUAAUAUAGACACAUAGAAUAACGAUGAAAUAGUACAUGUGUUCAGUUCUGUUACGCUGUUACACAAUAACAAUAUUUAUUCCAUUCUUCUGGAAGUAACAUUAAGUACACUCGAAAGUAAUGCCUAUUUUUAAAAAGUUCCUUUUUUCUUUUCCGGUUUCAGAGCAAUUAAGCAAUCGCAAAAAUGCCUUGUGUGGUUAUUUUCUUUUUAAUGCACAUAUCUGCAACACGUUGGUGUAUUUCAUUUGGAACUUUUGUAAAGAUUACCGUUUGAGGUUCGUUUAAUGCUAUACUGGGCUUUUUCGUAACGUUAAUUCCGUAACCCAGUUGUAAUAGGGUGUUUGCGUUUUAUUAUCAUUAAAUGGAUACUAAGCUUGCAUGAUAAGAAAUAACUGAAAGGCAUGAACAAUUCUUUAAAGUUAGUCUGUUUAUAAAGAGAAACGGCUUAAGUGCAUUCUUACUAUAAAAGGAACCUGUUCACGGUUUGGUAAAUUGACAAAAAAUAAAUAAAACUGUUUCGUUAUGUUAUGUUAUUUUCGAGGGAAUAAUAAUACUGAAUAUUUCCCAUGCUCAAAAAUAUCAAUUUUAUGUGCAUUUUGACGAUUUCAAAACCCUGAAAACUAUCAAGCGUUACAAACGCCAAACGACUGACUAAUUUGGAGAGUUCUGUUGUUAUCGUUUUAUUUAGUGACACUACCUGGAUUGCUUAUAAAAUUGUAAAAUACAACUUGAAUUAUAACAGCACGGAUGGCCGAGUGGUUUCAGCGCUGGACUUAUACUCCAAGGUCGGAUGUUUCGAGUCCAUCUGUGGAUAACUUUUUAGUCUGCUUUAUUCUUGUUUUAUACAAGAGUUUUUACAUGUAUAAAUUUUAAGCAUUUAAUGACAAUUUUCAUAAAAAUGUCAAAAUCUGCGAACAAGUCCCUUUAAGAAAAAACUAUGUACCGGCUAUCCAUAGUCCACUUUAACAUUAAUUCAUUCGAUGUUUUACCUUUAGCGGAAAUACAUGUGAUUGAUAA
Messenger RNA from Dreissena polymorpha, 3395 nucleotides. RefSeq names its product retinoic acid receptor alpha-like. Gene Ontology annotation, molecular function: zinc ion binding; RNA polymerase II cis-regulatory region sequence-specific DNA binding; nuclear receptor activity. Gene Ontology annotation, biological process: cell differentiation; hormone-mediated signaling pathway; negative regulation of transcription by RNA polymerase II. The record is from RefSeq and is a predicted model, not a curated record. The transcript is spliced from 2 exons. The coding region runs from base 539 to 2395 and encodes 618 amino acids. Lineage: Eukaryota; Metazoa; Mollusca; Bivalvia; Myida; Dreissenidae.